AUGGAUUUUCGCACAUUAGAAAACGAAAAUCUUCCACCUCUGUCGAGUACCCCUACCGAAGUACCGUUGCCCAAGUAUCCAAUCUGGACUGUUGAGUAUUUUCAAAAGUACUUUGAUGUCACUUCGGAAGAUGUACUUGAGCGUAUUAGAGGAGCAUUGGUCCCUACUUACGGAGUCAAUUACUUACAACGCUACAUCAGAGCAAAACCAGAUGUGUAUGGUCCGUUUUGGAUAUGUUUGACUUUGGUGUUUUCUAUAGCCAUCAGUGGAAAUGUUGCGAAUUACAUACAAGUAGCUGCUGAUCACGACUACCAUUGGAAAUAUAAUUUCCACGCUGUGUCUUCGGCCGCCACAGCAAUAUUUUUAUAUGCUUGGUUACUACCACUAAUGCUAUGGGCCUUUGUUAAGUACAAAGAACCACAGUUUAAUCUUAGCUACUUGGAACUGCUGUGUUUGUAUGGAUACUCGCUAUCAAUAUUUGUGCCAAUUUCAAUUCUAUGGGUAAUCCAAAUCAAUUGGUUGCAGUGGCUUCUGGUCGCAGCUGGCACACUAGUGUCAGGUUAUGUAAUUGUAUUUUCAAUCAUGCCUUCGUUAGGACAGAAACCAUUUGCGUUUAUAUUCUUAAUAACUAUUUUACAUUUGUUUAUGGGAACAGGAUUCAUGCUAUAUUUUUUUCAUGUCCCACCAAUACAAAAAUCUUAA
This is a messenger RNA of Macrosiphum euphorbiae (potato aphid), 702 nucleotides long. The record is from the annotation of a GenBank genome assembly. Lineage: Eukaryota; Metazoa; Arthropoda; Insecta; Hemiptera; Aphididae.